This is a messenger RNA of Zea mays, 1974 nucleotides long. Its product is annotated as NAC domain-containing protein 100. Bases 42 to 1640 code for a protein of 532 amino acids. The transcript has 4 exons. Gene Ontology annotation, biological process: regulation of DNA-templated transcription. Gene Ontology annotation, molecular function: DNA binding. NCBI's taxonomy places the organism in Eukaryota, Viridiplantae, Streptophyta, Magnoliopsida, Poales, Poaceae. The record is from RefSeq and is a predicted model, not a curated record.
CUUGCAGGCGGGCGCAUAUAGCCGGCCGCUGACGCGCGCGCAUGUCGACGAGAGGGACGACGCGCGCCAGCCGCAGCACAGCAGCCCUCCUGUUGCCGCCUCAUGCAGAUGAGGCGGCGACGGCCGGCCGGCCUGCGUGGGUGGAUACGAGAGCGGCGUGCGGACGCGUACGUCCACAGGAAUCGCAGGCAAACCGGAGGGAGGGUCUCAGUCUCACGCCGCGCGCAGGCAGAUCGAGAGACGACAUUCCAGAAGCCGGGCACCUGUCUGUCGCCAGCAGCGGCCGCGCGCGCGAGGACAAGCGCGGCACAGUUGGAAAGAACAAGCGUCCAAUGGCCAGUAGAAACAGACGCCACCAGAAAAAGAGGAGGCUUCGGCGGAAAGUGGCUUGCGCGGACACGCUUCCCGCCUAUUUAAGCCGCGCUCGCGCGCGCUGCGGCUGGCACAGUGCCUCUCGCUCACUGACUGACUGUAAUACCAGAGAUCGAACAACUUGGUCCUGCAGCUCAAGAAGAGAGUUUUUGUGCAUUUGGGGGCCGGGGGCAAGAGAGAGAGAGAGAGCCAUGGCGGCGGACCAGCAGCCGCAGCUGCAGGAGGAGAUGAACGACGCUGCCGGCGGCGGCCUCAGGCUGCCUCCAGGGUUCCGCUUCCACCCGAGCGACUUCGAGAUUGUCAGCUUCUACCUCACCAACAAGGUGCUCAACACGCGCUUCACCUGCACCGCCAUCACGGAGGCCGACCUAAACAAGAUUGAGCCAUGGGACCUCCCUAGCAAGGCGAAGAUGGGCGAGAAAGAGUGGUACUUCUUCUACCAGAAGGACCGCAAGUACCCGACGGGGCUGAGGGCGAACCGGGCCACCGAGGCCGGUUACUGGAAGGCGACGGGCAAGGACAAGGAGGUCUACAACGCCGCGGAAGGGGUGGCGGUACUGGUCGGCAUGAAGAAGACGCUCGUCUUCUACAGGGGCAGGGCUCCCAGGGGUGACAAGACAAACUGGGUCAUGCACGAGUACAGGCUCGAAGGCAGCGGCAGGCUCCCCGCCGGCCUCGCGUCCGCAACCGGCUCAGCCGCCGCCAACGCCGCGGCGGCCUUGAAAGCUUCUGCUUAUAAGGAUGAGUGGGUAGUGUGUCGUGUGUUCCACAAGACCACUGGGAUCAAGAAGACCACUGCUGCACCGGCGUACCAGGUGGCCAUGGCCGGCGCUGAGAUGGAUCAGAAUCAGAACAACUUCCCGGGCAUCCCCUUCCCCAUGCCGAUGCAAUUUCCCAUGCUGCCAGACUUCUCCUUGGACCCGGUGCCCCCCUACUACCCCAACGCCGCUGGCGCGGGGAUGUCGAUGCUUCCUAUGGCAGCAGGUAUAGGUGGUGGCGCCGGUGGGUUCCAGCUCAACGGCGCCGCCCUGUUCGGCAAUCCGAUGGCCGCGCCGCAGCCCAUGAGCUUCUACCACCAGAUGGGCGCGGCGGGGACAGCUUGCGCUGGCGGCUUCGAUGUUUCUGCGCCGGAGAGUAGGCCGUCCUCGAUGGUGUCGCAGAAGGACGACCAGGCUAAUGGCGCUGAGAUCUCGUCGAUGAUGUCCGUGGCCGGCCCAGGGCCUGCGACCACCACCACCAUAGAGAUGGAUGGCGUGUGGAAGUACUGAAAACGUGGAGGGUGGAGGGCAAAGACAUGAAUUCGCAUAAAUUAAAUAUGCAUGUAAUAUCUAUAUCUGCAUUGCAUUUUGUGAAAUAUGAUGCAUGCAUGGUUUGUAUAUUCCGUAAUAACCAGUAGUUGGUAAGCUAUGUGUGUGUAUGGAUGUACUAGCUAGUACAUGCACCGUAUCAUUGCAUGUGUGGUAUAUGUCUCGUUUGGUGUUAGUAAUCUGCUUGGUUGUGCUGAUGACUGAUGGUUGUAAGAAGCAGAUUCGAGUUUGGUACAAUAUUAUCGUGAACCUAUAUAUUAUAUAUAUGUUAAUUAUAGUAUGUUGUUUAAUUAUA